This is a messenger RNA of Chiloscyllium plagiosum (whitespotted bambooshark), 2748 nucleotides long. Its product is annotated as glutamine synthetase, mitochondrial. Lineage: Eukaryota; Metazoa; Chordata; Chondrichthyes; Orectolobiformes; Hemiscylliidae. Gene Ontology annotation, cellular component: cytoplasm. Gene Ontology annotation, molecular function: glutamine synthetase activity. The record is from RefSeq and is a predicted model, not a curated record.
GCACGAAGCGAUCACGUUUCGCCGGCGCCAAUGAGCGCCCUGGACAUAUUAUAAAUGUACGGCCUUCUCCUCCAUACACCCCAAGUGCUUCCCCGAACCCUUCUGCAAUGUGGAUCUGAAUGUGAUAACAUCAGAGCGAAGAGGACUCGAAUACCUGUAACGAAUCAGAAAAGUCAAUUUGUGCUGGAGAAUGCGGAUCUCACGGUGUUUCCUGUUUCUGGUAAAAAAAUGUGGCAAUGUCCAGCCGACGAAUUGGCGGAACCAACAUACCUACAAGAUGGCCACUUCAGCCAGCGCCAACCUCAGCAAGAUUGUGAAGAAGAACUACAUGGAGCUGCCCCAGGACGGCAAGGUGCAGGCCAUGUACAUCUGGAUCGAUGGCACGGGGGAGGCUGUGCGGUGCAAAACCAAGACCUUAGACAAGGAGCCCAAGAGCAUUGCUGAUCUCCCAGAGUGGAACUUUGACGGAUCGAGCACGUAUCAGUCAGAAGGAUCCAAUAGUGACAUGUACCUCAUCCCAGCAGCCAUGUUCCGGGAUCCUUUCCGGAAGGAUCCGAACAAGCUUGUCCUUUGUGAAGUCCUCAAAUACAAUAGGAAACCAGCAGAGAGUAAUCUCCGCAACUCAUGCCAGCAAAUAAUGUCCAUGGUCGCAGAUGAGAAACCGUGGUUCGGAAUGGAACAGGAGUACACUUUAUUAGGAACAGAUGGGCAUCCCUUUGGCUGGCCUUCCAAUGGCUUUCCUGGACCACAAGGUCCCUAUUACUGUGGAGUUGGUGCAGACAAAGCUUAUGGCCGAGAUAUUGUGGAGGCUCAUUACCGAGCCUGCCUAUACGCUGGAAUUCAUAUCUCUGGUACCAAUGCUGAAGUGAUGGCAUCUCAGUGGGAGUACCAAAUUGGACCGUGCGAAGAUAUCUCGAUGGGUGACCACUUGUGGAUUUCGAGGUUUAUUCUGCACAGGGUGUGUGAGGAUUUUGGUAUCAUUGCCAGCUUUGACCCCAAACCCAUUCCGGGCAACUGGAAUGGUGCAGGGUGCCACACCAACUUUAGCACCAAGUCCAUGCGAAACGAGGGCGGGUUGAAAUUUAUUGAAGAAUCGAUCGAAAGACUGGGAAAGAGGCAUCAAUAUCACAUCCGUGCCUAUGACCCCAAGGGGGGGUUGGACAAUGCCCGCCGUUUGACAGGCCACCAUGAAACCUCUAAUAUCAACGAGUUCUCGGCUGGUGUGGCAAACAGAGGGGCCAGUAUCCGAAUUCCCCGAUCUGUUGGCCAGGACAAGAAAGGGUACUUUGAAGACCGCCGUCCCUCUGCCAAUUGUGACCCGUACGCAGUCACGGAAGCACUGGUCCGCACGUGCCUAUUGGGCGAGACUGGGGACAAGCCUGUGGAGUAUAACAAAAACUAAACCCGCUAAUGCAGUCAUGGACCUAGCAUUUGUAUCAGUUUGUUUUUUCCCUGGAAGCACAGGACUUUUUAAAGUUUCUAUUCCUACACUGUACAGGUGCUAAAGAGGGUUGUGAGAAGAGGGUGCAAGGGUGAUGGUGGUGUCUGAGUUUGUAUUGUAUUUCUGAACAUAAUUUCUUCUGUUUUUAAUCUGAAAAGUGAGGAACGAUACUUGGGAUAGGACAACAGACUGUUCUCUUAUUUAGAACAGUUAACAUUAAUAACUCUCCAAGUUGACUGGUCAACUUAAGACUGACAGUAACCUGUAAUUUAAUACAGUCAACAUUUAUAUUAAAGCAGGCCUUUUUAUUAAAACUCAGCAUUAAUAUUUUAUGGUCGAGUGACAUUCUCGUUUGCUAACACUUUGGAUCUGUACAGAUCCACAAAUAUUACUAACAUUGUAGGUAACACCAUUUCACUUAUCUUUAACGGUUGCUGACAUUCUUUGGAGAUUGUCCUCAGUUGCUGAAGAUUGGCUCUGUAAAUGGCUGAUCUAGCACUGGAACAGGAUUUUUGAGACCUCUUGUUAGGAUUUUUGACUAGUCCUGUGUAAUUUAUUACAUUGUGUUGAGAACAUGCUUUUUUUUUCAAAAUGAAACUAGAACUCCUUACGAUUUGAAGACACUUUGUAACUAACGUUUCUUUUGUGCAAGUAAUUUUCACUUGGUCUGGUUUGGCCAGUUAAUUUUGCAGUGGUCUUGUCAUUGUUAUAGGGUCCAAGGGUAUCUCAAUGUUGAUGCCUUUGUUUAUUGUACAUUAUCUUAAUGACACCCCAUUUUUAAUGCAUGCCCUAAAAGAUCAAAAGCAUUCAGCUAAUGUAUUAGAAGUUUUACAAAGACAAUUUUUUUAAACUAUAUAUCUGAAUUGUAUGACACUAUCUGACUGUGUUCUAAUAUUUUGGGAGAGAGCAGGAUGUGUUUUGAAGAUAAUUAAUAGGUGACUGGUCCUUCCUGAAGUAAGUUACUGUUCACUUGAACAUUUUUUCUUAAGGCUUUACAGGAAAAUUCAGUUGUAAAUGAAAUUUUUUAUUUCUUUAGAUUCUACCUAGGUACAUUAACUAACUGUGUGUCAGUUCCUCCCAGAGCUGCACUUUUCUGCAACAGUUUCUGAAGCAUGCUGUAAGCAUUGAUGUAUUUUUUUACCGUAUUUUGAUGGUACAGAUUGUUUCAGGUUUUGACAUCACUGUGUAGAUUUCUUUUUUAACUCAGCAAAACAAACAGAACCUUUUAAAAUUGUUGUCUCACUCUGUCUUGUCUUGUAUUUUGAAAUGUUAUUUGCUAAAAUUGAGUAAAGUUGUUUUUAAUCUUG